UAGUAACUAAAGUGCUAAGAGUAUUUCGAAAUCAUGACCAGCUUUCCAGUCAUCCAAGUAAAAGAAGGGGAAUGGAGGUCACGAAACUUCCUCGAAGUCUUGGGAGUGAAAAUUCCAUCUUAUUUCACAACCGAUCCACAAUUACUUAGCGACUUCAUCUCGGAUUUCCAUCCGAGAACGGACGAUGUUUUUGUGGCGUCUUAUCCAAAGUCAGGGACAACUUGGGUGCAAGAGAUUGUUUGGCAGAUCUUUAAUGGAGGAGAAGUGAACAGUGACUCAAUUUCUAAAAGAAUUGCAUUCCUAGAUACUCUAACUUCGCCACACUUUCCAAUACAAGUUUCAGAGAUCAACUCUUUGCCAAGUCCUCGCAUUUUUAAGACACACUUACCUUACAAAAUUAUUCCCAAAGGUGCAAGCAAUAACACCACUUGUAAAUAUAUUUACAUUGCCCGCAAUCCUAAAGAUGUUGCUGUGUCAUACUUCAAAUUCAUUACAAGCUCAAAUUUGAUUGGAAAUGGAUAUAGUGGACCCUGGGAAUUUUGUGCCAAGCUGUUCAUUGAAGGAAAUGUUGGAUUUAACCAUUGGAAUGACCAUGUUCUGGGCUGGUGGGAGCAGAAAGAUGAUCCGAACAUCUUGUUUCUCAAAUAUGAAGAUAUGCACAAGGAUCUUCUUUCCCAUGUUAGAAUAAUCGCCAACUUCCUUAACAAGUCGCUGUCAGAGGAUGUCCUCUGUCGCAUUGCUAAACAGUGCAGUUUCAGUGGAAUGAAGAAAAAUGCUUCAAGUUACGCGACCAGCGAUGGUGGGACUUCGCUGCUACGAAAAGGCGUGGUAGGAGACUCGAAUAAUUACUUUACUCCAGAGCUAACUGAGAGAUUUGAGCGGGAAGUGUUGGCAAAAUUACAUGGAAGCGGAUUGGAGUUUGAAUUUGAGAUACUGAAAAGUAUGGCGUCUUACCCGAUCAUUCAGGAACGUGAGGGGGAAUGGACCUCCAAUGAAAUGAUUGAAAUCCUAGGCUUUAGAAUUCCAGCGUUUUUUGUGUAUGGCUCUCAAGGUCCUGAGUUGUUGUGCGACUUCAUCACUAAUUUUCAGACGAAACCUGAUGAUGUAUUUAUUGUCAGUUACCCCAAGUCAGGGACCACUUGGGUUCAAGAAAUUGUCUGGCAGAUUUAUCACGAUGGCGAAAUCAGUAAUAAAGUUCUUGGAGAUCGCGUCUUGUACAUAGAGAAAGCUUUAUUACCAGAAUCAACUCAUCUUGAUAUCAAAAGUAUGCCGAGCCCUCGUCUGUUUAAGAGCCACCUGUCUUAUGAUGCGAUUCCUAAGAGUACAGACGAGGCCAAGACAACCUGUAAAUAUAUCUACGUCGCUCGCAACCCCAAGGAUGCUGCAGUCUCAAGCUACAAAUUUAUGGGUAGCUUUGGCACAAACGGAAUGAAUGCACCAUGGGAAUUUUAUGCGAAAUUAUUUAUCGAGGGUAAAACAGUUUACAACAAAUGGAGUGAUCAUGUUCUUGGAUGGUGGAAGCACAGACAUGAUCCUAACGUUCUGUUCCUUAAAUAUGAAGACCUGCAGAAGGAUCUUCAGUCUAACGUUCGCAUGAUUUCCAAAUUUCUCAAUAAGCCGCUGUCAGAAGAAGUUAUUAGUCUAAUAACUGAACAGUGCACCUUCAAAGGAAUGAUGAAGAACGUUCAAAGCUUCACGUUGGGAGACAAGAUAGAGGGACCGAAGUUUCUUUGCAAGGGUGUGGUUGGUAACUGGAAGGAACACUUCACCCCAGAGUUAAACCAGAGAUUUGAAAAGGAAGUAUUAGCGAAAUUGAAAGGAUCUGGAUUAGAGUUUGACUUUGAAUUGUGACAUACCAUUUUCUACAAUGCUCUAAUGACUGUAUUUAUAGAGAUGAUUGUCUUCGAGUUAUUUAUUCAUUUAUUCUCACAAAAACAUCAUCUGAGGCUUGAAAAGUGGAGAUACUCUCUCCAAUCAGUUGAUGCAGGACACGUGUCGCUUUCACCAAUCAGAUUGCAUUGGCUACUAUUUGUUUCCACUGGUUAUGGUUCAGAAUUUCGCCAGUAGCUCGAUGCAUUAACCGUUUCUGAUGAUGCGUCAUCUUCCCUUUUGCAUAAUAUGUGAAUGUCGUGUUUAGUUCAAGGUGAAAACGAGACUAUAUUCAAGGCUGUCGCGGUUUUCUUGCUAAGUGGACGUAAACCAUAGUGAUUUCACGUUUUUGUUCUCAGUGGGACAGCUAAGAAAUGUAGAAAAUUUUAAAACGCACGUGUUGUGUUAUUGCUCUGCUCAUUAGAUCUUUGGUUUCGCUACAUUUUCGUGGCCGUCGCCGCCGAGAAGAAUCCUUUAAAUAAAAA
Messenger RNA from Pocillopora verrucosa, 2354 nucleotides. Lineage: Eukaryota; Metazoa; Cnidaria; Anthozoa; Scleractinia; Pocilloporidae. The record is from RefSeq and is a predicted model, not a curated record.